Molecule: messenger RNA, 3437 nt
Organism: Pezoporus flaviventris
Lineage: Eukaryota; Metazoa; Chordata; Aves; Psittaciformes; Psittacidae
Gene: CCDC138
Product: coiled-coil domain containing 138
Exons: 11
Coding region: 149-1576 (475 amino acids)
Source: RefSeq, a predicted model, not a curated record
UUUCAUAACAGAACGAGAAACAGUGCUUUUUAGACAUGAAGGAGCUUUGGCUAAAAUACGCGGUGUUGAGGAAGAAGUUCACACAAAACUUGGAAUUAUAAAAGAGCCGUAGUUGAAGUAGAUAUCCUUGGGAAGGCUUGAAGACACAAUGAGAUCUUAUGACAUAACAACUAUUGCAGAGAAUAUUAUCAAAAAACACUCAGAGUUCAAAGGAAGAAAGAUCAACCUAACUUUGGAAGUGUGGGAGGAAAUGAAAUGGUGUGAUUUUACUAUAAGAAGAGGUGGUAAUAACAACACUGUUCUUCAACAUGAGGCAGAAGUUAAACAGCUGACAGAAGUCUUGAGAGAAAUAACUAAAGAAAAUAGGAGGCUGAAGUCAUCAUUUGACACCUUGAAGGAAGUGAAUGACUCUUUAAGAAAACAGUUAAGUGAUGUAACUGAGCUGAACAAGAAGUUGGAAGGUCAAGCAAGAAAAGUACAAGCUCGUUUAGAGAAUCUACAAAGGAAGCAUGAAUUGUUAACAGUAAAGAAGUCUAAUAAUAUCUGUCAAGUGGUGCAACAAAGUAAACCUGUCAAGCAGGAAAAAGUGAUGGUAACAUCGAAAAAUGCUAAGCUACCAACGAAUUCACAAGUUUAUGAGCUCCUAACUUUUCUUAUGGAUUGGAUCUCAGACCAGCAUCUUAGCAAAAUAAAAAUACAUGAAGAAAGAGAGGACAGUCAUAAACCUCGGACUAUCGAGACCUCAAAAAAGAUCUGCACCCAGGAAAGAUGUAUGAAGCUUCUGCCUAUAGCUACUGAGCAACUCCAGUGGAUGCCAUUUGUGAAUUCCAAACUACACAUGCCUGUAAUUAAAUUUAUUUACUGGUCUAUAAGACAGUUAGACAGUGGUAUUCAGCAUGCAGCAAUGACAUCAACAAUGAGGAGACUUGGUGAAGAUAUUUUCAAAGGCAUAGUAAUUAAGGGAAACCCAGACAGUUCUUCUGAACAGUCUACAGAGAGUAAAUCAAAAUUGGCAGCUUUUUUUAAGAGUUCCUGUAUGCCUUUGAGAUUUCUCUCAACUUUAAUUGUGCUUAAAACAGUGACACAAGUGGAUUACCUGGCUCAGGCAUUUGAUUCCCUUCGAACAGACUUGAAGACAGAUGAAGGGAAGGCCUUAUUUUUGGAAUACCAGUGUGUGCCUAUUAUAUUAAGUCACUUAAAAGUAUCCAGUAGAGGUCUGCUUUCCAUUGCUCUUGAUGGAUUACUUCAGAUGACCACAGAAUCUGAUUCUGCACAGCCUUUCCUGGAAGCCUGCAGUAAUGAAUCCUUCUUCCGAACUUGCUCUCUUUUGCUUCGAAGUUCUAAGCUAGAUACUCAGAUUUUGGAAAAGCUCUGUGUGAUACUGCAAAAACUCUCCAGAAUAAAAAGUAAUAAGAAGAUGUUUGAAAUGUUUACUCUUCACCAAAUGAUCCAAGAACUGCACAGGACUACAAAUCCAGAUCAUGUUUUCCUCUGUAUAAACCUCAACUCAAUUCUGUUAAAUUUGGGAUUGUCAAGGAGUAACUCUCUUAUCUCCAGUUUAAGCACAAGUCACUAGCACUAUCAUUCAGUCUAAUUUUUGUUCUGUAUAACUUUUACCAACAGCCUAUGUUACUUGAAAUUUGGAGGGGUUUUCUUACGGUUUUGUGUAAAUUAAUGAAGCAGAACCUCAGUACUGUAUAAGUUACUCUGUAUUGUGUGGAAUCUCCUUAAUAUUUCCCUCGCUCAUGAAAAGGAAAAUGAAAAUUUGCAUAAUAUGUUAAAUGGCUUUCUUCAUUGAAAGAAAUGAAAAUAAUGCUUCUGAUCUGAAUGAUUCAUUUAUCCUAAGGGACUGGAUCACUUGAGUCAGCAGAUCAGAAAUACCACCCUUUCCUUACAGGUAUGAAUCUUGGUUUCCUUUGACUCUUCAGAGAGUUUUAUAAAUUCAUUUAUUUACUUUAUGGUUGAUAAGUAAUGGACAAGUAUCAAAUUAUCUUUUGAUAGAGUUGUAAUAUGAUUUAACAUAACUAGAUAUGUUGAAUGAGAAAUAUUUUUGGUUUAAUUUCAGAAUGUCAUAGUGGUUUUUUAUUUUUUAUAUGUAUAUGUAACAGUAUUUUAUCCUGCUUUGUAAGAAUUUCUAGUGUCACUUGGGUUGUAGCAUCUCUGCAAAUGUAAAUAAAAACAUUCCUUCAAAUGCCUGGCAAUAGUAGUCCCCAAUGUAAAAUACUUUAUUUUAUUAUUUCUGCUGUAUUUUGUAUUAAUUUGCAAUACAAUCCUCAUAGUACCCACAUUUCUUUUCUGCAUGUAAUGAAUAUACUUUCUGUCUGCCACAGUUCAGUGUUCAGAAGUUCUUGCACGUAGGGAAUAGGAUACUACUUAAAAAUUCAACUUAGUCCUCCGAUUUCUGGUUUGUGCUGUAAUUACUGAAACUCUUUAAUUAUAAAAUUGAGGCUCUGGUUAAAAUUUAAAGAUCUGCUAUAUGUUAGUUUUUCACUAAGACUGGCAGUAUAAAACUUCGGAGUGCUUUACUUCUCAGUUCCAUACUUCUUACCCCCCCACACACCUUGGUUUUCCUUUGUAUUUUUUACCAGAACUCUUUGAACUGAGUCUUUGAAGUUGAAUUCUAAAUGCAGAUAUUUUUCUAGCAAUGUGACUUGCGUUUCUGACAAGCUUUCCUAUGAAAGGAUUCUACACUACAUUUGGCACCAUGUAUGUCCAGAAGAGAGAACAAGCAGUGCGUACUCUUUGGGCAGGAAAUGAAUUCUAGGUAAUUUUUAAAUCACACUAAUAAUAGCUAAAAGCUUUUGCUAACAGUGGAUUAUGUUUUGGAAUAGGAUUUCUUCAUCAGGCAUUUCAGAAUUUUGUCAGAUUUACCCAAAGUGCAAAAACUUGCUUAUACCUUUGGCUGGAGACAAAACCCUCUUAUUUAGGAAGUGUGUUCCCAGUUCUCAUGUGCUUCUCCAUCCGCUUGGUUAUUAAAAAUACUAGAAAAUAAAUCAAAAAAAGCUAUAGAAAGUUGUUGGGUUUCCCGCAUUCCCAGGAAUGUUGAUUGUGCUUAUGGCUUUCAGCUUUCAUCACUGUGGUUUGUUAAUCUAACCUUUUUUGUGGUACCAAUUUAACACUGUGUGUUCGUCCAAUAACUGCAAAGGUAAUGCAGUAAAAGAGCAUGAUGUAGCUUUUACGAUGGGUCCCUUGUGUUUUCUGUUCAGUGGGAUUUGCAGUCUGACAAGAUGAAUCACCAAAUUUUUAUGAUCUAGAAUGUUUCUGUUAAAAUGCAAAAAAGUAUUUUUGAAUCUGUUACAUAUUAAUGCAAUUAAAUUGAUGAACUAAGGAUAAGAUAAAUGAUUUUGAUCUUAGUUAAAUUUUAACUGAGCUUUAAAGAAAAAUAGAAGUUCUUGAUUUAACAUUCAUAUAACAGUAAACGAAAAGUAUCAGCAAUA